AUGUCUCUGAUGCCGUUGGGAGUGCUUUUCAAUCGAUCUGCUUCCAAGCAGCUGGAGCCACAGCUGGCCAUUUCUGAGCUUUUCUUGCUGCAGUAUGGCAUCUCGAUGAAGCCGGGCGACCAGGGGCAACCUGGUCCCAGCACGAAAGCUGCGUACGGAGAGAUUGCAGCUGCAGUGCAUGUGGCCGACAAAGCCAUUAUACCGAACGUCAUCAAUGCGGUGCUUCACCGGUUCGGAGAGAUGUGUGCCCAGCAUGCGCUGGUCCAGGUGGACUUCGCCCCUCUUGGGGAGCUCAAGUGCGAGCACCAGCGCUUGGAAUUCGUCUCUUCCAGUGUCCAGGCGAAGGAGGCCCACCGGGCGGAUUUGCUCAUGAGCUCGCCAAGACUUAGACUAAUGAUAGUAUCGCUUCGUGAUUCCGAGGUGCGGUAG
Molecule: messenger RNA, 429 nt
Organism: Symbiodinium necroappetens
Lineage: Eukaryota; Dinophyceae; Suessiales; Symbiodiniaceae
Source: the annotation of a GenBank genome assembly